CACAAACAUCAUCCGAUCUCAUAUUCCUCCCCCUCUCCCACCUCCCGGUCUCCCAUCUUUUACGUGUAUCACUCACUCACUUCUCUUCCGCAAAGCAAAAUUAAAAAUAGCGUAAAUCCUACAACGUUGCCACCUUUCAUUUCACUAUAAAUCACUCUCUAAACUCGAUCUCCAACCUCUGAGCCUCGCCUUGUAUCUCUCCCUUUGUCUUUGCUUUGCGUGCUCCGAUUUGAAUCGCGGUUUGUUCUCGGGAAGCAAAAAUGCAGUCGGGCCAGGUUAAGCGGGUCGAGACCACGCCUUUCGAAGGCCAAAAGCCUGGAACCUCUGGUCUCCGCAAGAAGGUGAAAGUUUUUACGCAACCCCAUUACUUGCAAAAUUUUGUUCAGUCAACAUUCAAUGCCCUUCCAGCAGAUAAAGUUAAAGGCGCUAGAAUUGUUGUAUCUGGUGAUGGUCGCUAUUAUUCAAAGGAAGCUAUUCAGAUCAUAAUUAAGAUGGCAGCAGGCAAUGGAGUAAGAAGUGUUUGGGUUGGUCAAAAUGGGUUGCUUUCAACUCCUGCUGUAUCAGCUGUCGUACGUGAAAGAGUUGGUGCUGAUGGAUCAAAGGCAUCAGGAGCAUUUAUACUGACAGCAAGUCACAAUCCAGGUGGCCCAAAUGAGGAUUUUGGGAUUAAAUACAACAUGGAAAAUGGUGGACCUGCUCCAGAGUCGAUCACUGACAAAAUAUAUGAGAACACGACAAAAAUAAAGGAGUAUUUGACGGUCGAGCUACCUGAUGUGGAUAUCGCUAAAGUAGGUGUAACCACCUUUUCAGUGGAUGGAGGAACUUUUGAUGUUGAUGUUUUUGAUUCAGCGAGUGAUUAUGUGAAGUUGAUGAAAUCAAUCUUUGAUUUUGAGUUUAUCCGGAAGCUGCUAUCGUCUCCAAAAUUCACAUUCUGUUAUGACGCGCUACAUGGAGUUGCUGGAGCUUAUGCAAAACGUAUUUUUGUGGAAGAGCUUGGUGCAAAAGAAAGCUCAUUAUUAAACUGUGUACCCAAGGAAGACUUUGGAGGAGGGCAUCCAGAUCCUAAUCUCACCUAUGCAAAGGAGUUGGUUGCGCGAAUGGGAUUGGGUAAAUCAACUACUCAAGAUGAGCCCCCAGAAUUUGGUGCUGCUGCUGAUGGUGAUGCAGAUCGUAACAUGAUCCUCGGUAAAAGGUUUUUCGUUACCCCAUCGGAUUCUGUAGCCAUCAUUGCUGCAAAUGCAGUUGAAGCCAUACCUUACUUCUCUGCUGGUCUGAAGGGAGUUGCCAGGAGCAUGCCUACCUCUGCUGCCCUUGAUGUUGUAGCCCAACAUUUAAAUUUGAAAUUUUUUGAGGUACCCACUGGCUGGAAAUUUUUUGGUAAUUUGAUGGAUGCUGGGUUAUGUUCAGUUUGUGGGGAAGAAAGUUUUGGAACAGGUUCGGAUCAUAUACGUGAGAAAGAUGGUAUCUGGGCAGUUUUAGCUUGGUUAUCUAUACUUGCUUAUAAAAAUAAGGAAAAUCUUGGUGGGGAGAAGCUUGUCAGUGUUGAAGACAUAGUUCGUCAGCAUUGGGCUACCUUUGGUCGCCAUUAUUAUACUCGAUAUGAUUAUGAGAAUGUGGAUGCAGGUGCAGCAAAGGAACUGAUGGCAUCUUUGGUGAAAUUGCAAUCUUCCCUUUCUGAAGUCAAUCAGAUUGUGAAGGGCAUACGUUCAGAUGUCUCCAGUGUUGUCAACGCUGAUGAAUUUGAAUACAAGGAUCCUGUUGAUGGCUCCAUAUCAAAACACCAGGGCAUUCGGUACUUGUUUGAGGAUGGAUCACGAUUGGUUUUCCGCCUCUCAGGCACUGGCUCAGAAGGUGCCACAAUCCGACUAUACAUUGAGCAGUACGAGAAGGAUCCAUCAAAAAUUGGCAGAGAAUCUCAAGAAGCACUUGGUCCUCUUGUGGAGGUUGCUCUUAAGCUUUCCAAGAUGCAAGAAUUCACUGGUCGAUCUGCCCCUACUGUUAUUACAUAGAUGCACAUCUCUAAAAUUUUAAAAAAAGUGACAUGGUGCUUCGUUUUGAAUAUGAAAAAGGACUGGCUGGGUUUCUUCAAAUGUAUUAGUAAUAAGAACCCUUUUUUGUAAUUUGGUGGUCUGCUUAUGACUACGGAAGUAAGCCGGUAGCAAGAUUUUUGACUUUUCAAAAUAAAUGUGUGCUGCUGGCAAAUGAGAGUGUUGUUGACAAGUAAAACUACUCGCUGAUAUAAUUUUUGACUUUUCAAAAUAAAUGUGAAUUUUAAAUUAUACUC
Messenger RNA from Prunus persica (peach), 2284 nucleotides. RefSeq names its product phosphoglucomutase, cytoplasmic. Bases 261 to 2009 code for a protein of 582 amino acids. The transcript is spliced from 18 exons. Gene Ontology annotation, cellular component: cytosol. Gene Ontology annotation, biological process: carbohydrate metabolic process. Gene Ontology annotation, molecular function: phosphoglucomutase activity; magnesium ion binding. NCBI's taxonomy places the organism in Eukaryota, Viridiplantae, Streptophyta, Magnoliopsida, Rosales, Rosaceae. The record is from RefSeq and is a predicted model, not a curated record.